AUGAUCGCAAGAAAGAUGGAUGUUCUGGUUUACUCAGGCAAUGGAAGUACAAUUGAGUCCGUUCGCCACUGCCUUUACACAUUACGACGUUUGCUUUCGCCAAGUUACGCCGUGAUUCCUGUAAGUGAUACCGUCAUUCUCAAGGAGCCUUGGACUGCUUCUUGUGCCCUUCUUGUAUUCCCAGGAGGAGCCGAUCAAGGAUACUGUCGUUCUCUUAACGGAGAAGGCAAUAGACGUAUCUCACAGUACGUGCGAAGAGGUGGCGCUUAUCUUGGAUUUUGUGCCGGUGGCUACUAUGGCACCUCCAAAUGUGAGUUUGAGGUUGGUAAUAGACAGCUAGAAGUCGUUGGACCACGAGAGUUACAGUUUUACCCGGGUACCUGCCGAGGAUGUGCUUUCAAGGGAUUUGUGUAUCAUGGUGAAGCAGGGGCAAGAGCUGCAGAGAUCAAGGUCGAGGACGCAUUUCAAAGUGAAAAUGCCCCUCAAAGGUUUAAAUCAUAUUACAAUGGCGGAGGAGUUUUCGUAGAUGCAGGAAUAUUCAAGGAUGAAGGAGUUGAAACGCUUGCUACUUAUGUAGAUUCUCUUGAUGUCGACGGUGGACAAGAUCAUGCAGCGGUCGUCUAUUGCAAAGUUGGUGAAGGUGGAGCAAUUUUGACGGGGCCUCAUCCAGAAUUUGCUGCCGUGAAUCUGGAUCCCACAAUAAGUAUACCUGGGUACUCGGAUAUUGUAAAGGACCUGGCUGAGGAUGACGACUCACGAGUAAAAUUCUUGAAGGCAUGUCUAUCGAAGUUGGGGUUAGCGGUGAGCGAAGAAACUUCCACCGUGCCAUCUCUUUCUCGACUUCAUCUGUCAUCCAUUGAUCCGCAUUUUGUUCCAGAGUUACUGGCUUCAUGGGAAGAGAUAAUCGAUAAGGAGAAUGGUGAAGAGAUUAUCAAGGGCGAAAAUGACACUUUUCAUCUGGAAAAGACAGAGACCGACUGGUCUGUUGAAUCUUUGGUCAAAGCGCUUCCACCAUCAGACGCUUCUGCGGACGAAAAGCACGCCGUCAAGUCAACUCUACCAGAUGACGGAAUUAUUGAUUAUAAUGCAAUUCCUAAACGAGUCAUUCCACAUGAGACAAAUUGGCCGGGCACCAAAGAAACACCAUAUUUCAAUCACCAUGCAUUCUACUCCAACUUAAGACACUAUCAACAGGAAAGUUCGAGCGAAGCUGAAGAAUUUGGAAAUACUCUCUUGUAUGGAGAGGUUGUUACCAGCACCAACACAAUGUUGGAAAAGAAUUCGAAGCUUCUAUCCAAACUCCCUACUGGGUUUACCUUUACAGCUACAACUCAAGUUGCCGGACGUGGCCGUGGUUCCAACGUCUGGGUUUCCCCUAUGGGAUGCUUGAUCUGGUCUGUUUGUAUGAAACAUCCCAUGGAACUUGGGAACACAGCACCGGUUGUCUUUAUACAGUAUUUGGCAGCAAUAGCCAUUGUUGAAGCUAUACAUUCAUAUGACAAGGGUUAUGAUACCGUACCGAUUAAGCUCAAAUGGCCAAACGAUAUUUAUGUCCAAGAUCCAUCCAAACCGGGGAAAAAAGAAUACGUCAAAGUUGGCGGUAUACUUGUCAAUUCCUCAUACUCAUCCGGAAACUACAAUUUAGUCGUAGGCAUCGGCCUCAAUACCACAAACGCCGCGCCAACAACAUCUCUCAAUGCUCUCUUACCACCACAUCUUGCACCUUUCUCACUCGAGAAGCUUCUCGCUCGUUUCCUUACGAAAUUCGAAAACAUCUACAAAACAUUCUGUCGAAAUGGCUUCGAUGCAAAGCUGGAGGAGGUGUAUUAUAAACAUUGGUUGCAUACUGAUCAAAUAGUUACAUUGGAAACAGAAGGUGGUGCAAGAGCUAUCAUCAGGGGCAUCACUACGAAUUGGGGAUUACUGCGUGCAGAAGAAUUGGGCUGGGAAGAUAGACCAACAGGAAAGGUUUGGGAGUUGCAAAGUGAUAGUAAUAGCUUUGAUUUCCUGAAGGGAUUGUUGAAACGAAAGGUUUGA
Messenger RNA from Sclerotinia borealis F-4128, 2037 nucleotides. NCBI's taxonomy places the organism in Eukaryota, Fungi, Ascomycota, Leotiomycetes, Helotiales, Sclerotiniaceae. The record is from the annotation of a GenBank genome assembly.